AUGCUUCGAACGACCAGCAUCUGUUUGCUGGCAUUGGUGUGCUGUUUAGCAGUGACUAAACAAUGCAUCGCAUCCCCAACAUACCAGGACAGUCCCGUGUCGAACGUACCGCUCUACACCGAUGGAAUCUACUUCGAAGAGCUGAAAACGAUUAAAGUGCAGGUGAGCUCGUGGACAUUACGAGCUAACUACGAUAUCGCCCUGUUUAUCGAUGAGAUUACCACGGCAAACAACACCGUGGCGAAACUGCUGCAAGCUUGUGCGGAAAUGCAAGCGAAACGCAUCGGCAACUGCGACGGCAUCAACAACAUUCUCGCCCUAACAAAGGAGCUGAACGAUUUUAGCGUACUGCUGGCCAGUUUUUGUGAAGACACUAAAACAACAUCCAUCAGGGCAAAGCGUGGUAUUUUUCGGUCCUGGUUUGGACUUAUGGACGAUCAGGACAGGAGCGAUAUCAACAACAAGUUCGAUGCGGUGAAUCAUCAGCUCACGAUUGAGUCAUCCUCGCUCAAGAUGUUCUACAACACCACCAACGAAGCGUUGGCCGUACUGUCCGGAAACACGUUCCAGGUCAAUCCGAAACGGCCCAAUACGAUCGAUUUCACGCGCGAAGGACAGCUGCUGCUGAUGGACAUUUUGCUGAACAAGAUCAUUGCGAAGAAAAAUCUCUUCCUGCAGCUGCUACAGACUACCACGUCGAUGAGUUUGAGCGAUAGCAUUAUCACGCCAACGCAGCUACUGGCGGAGUUGCAGAAGGCACACCAAUUUCUGCCUGAAGAGUUUACCUUUCCGGUAGAGUUGAAGUUACGGGAAAUGCUUAAACUGUAUCCACUGUCGAAGGUGAUCGCAAACGUCGAUGGAUGCCAGGUGGUGGUGAAUAUAAUGAUACCGCUCUGCAAUCGUUUGGUGUACCGAACGCUCAAGGGAACGAGUGUACCGAUGCUGUCCGAUGGGAUUAUGAAGCUGUUCGUGCUUGAGCGCGAUAUUAUGGCGUUUAAUGCGACUUCUCACACCGGCAUGGUGAUGACGUACGGCGAGUACAAACAGCAGUGUACACAUCUGACCGAUUUUACGCUUUGCAACGUUCAUCACCUUAUGCGAAACCUUUCCACCACUGACGAUUGCAUCGUGGCAACGUAUUUUAAUGCCACCGAGCGUGAUUCGGACUGUCGGCUGUCCCGUGUACAGCUACGGAACCAGCUCUGGAUACAGUUGGCCGAUCCGAACGUUUGGAUUUACGUGAUGCCCAACUUUACCGUCAUUACCGUACAGUAUGCAGGCAAUCGUCAGCAAGCGCUUACGUUGCACGGUGUUGGGAUGCUGAAGCUGCUCCGUAUGUGUCACGUACGCUCGUUAGACGUAUUGCUACAGUACGUGCCACAGCUGGGCGGAUCGAAGAUCAGUGUCGCUUCGGAAGGGUUUAGUCUCCCCGCGAAGAUUACUCGCGAACAAUCGUUAAUCAUUUCUGGUAGCACAAACGAUAACAGCCGCAUCAUACCGGUGGGCAAAUCGACGGAAGCGGAACUGAGUGAAUCGUCCCAUGUGGCCGGGAUUUAUCGUGAACCGAGCCACAUUUCACCGUGGGUCAUCGUUGGAAUAGUUUUUGCCGCAUUUUUUGUACUUCUGGCCGCGAUGCAUGUGUUUUUGCGAGAGUUUGCGAUUAAACGGCGCUCGCCACGUGCUAAUCAGCAGGAACCGGAUGGGCUGGAUUCGUCGCAGCAGCAGUGGAUACCGUGCGAUAAUACGCAGCUUCCGUCGGGCAAUUCAUCCCUUCGAAGCUAA
This is a messenger RNA of Anopheles maculipalpis, 1782 nucleotides long. RefSeq lists its product as uncharacterized. The record is from RefSeq and is a predicted model, not a curated record. NCBI's taxonomy places the organism in Eukaryota, Metazoa, Arthropoda, Insecta, Diptera, Culicidae. The coding region runs from base 1 to 1782 and encodes 593 amino acids. The transcript has a single exon.